This is a messenger RNA of Striga asiatica, 2922 nucleotides long. The record is from the annotation of a GenBank genome assembly. NCBI's taxonomy places the organism in Eukaryota, Viridiplantae, Streptophyta, Magnoliopsida, Lamiales, Orobanchaceae.
AUGGCGAAAGUUGAGGAUGAAAAUUAUGUCUCUGAUACUUCAUCUGGAGGUGAAGGAAAUCUGGAGCAAAAUCAUCGGAAAGUUGAAGUUCAGCGCCGUCGGAGGCUUGUUCAAAAGAAAAUUCAGUUUGGCAAGAAGAAUGUGCAGACCAAAGGUGUUGGAGAACACUCGCAUGUCAGAUGUCCGAUAACUCGUUCCAGUGCUCAGAAGAAGCGAUUUUCUCAGAAGAAUGCUAUGGAGCGAAACGGAGAUGCUAAUGGGAAGAGGAAGGUUAAAUAUCCAGAUGACAUCGAUUCUGAUUUCGAAGUUGAACAAUGUGUUCCUGUGGAUGAAGAAGAAAGUGAGGAUAGCUCUGAGGCUAACAAAUCAGUACUGAGGAGGUCCAAGGGCAACACACAUAGGCAUAAAUCGAGUUGUUCCGAGUUUGAAGAUGAAGAUGCCAGGAAUAAACACCAAAGAGAACACAAGGAUUGGGAAUUGCUUUUUCCAAACUCAAGAGCAUUGGUCGUGAAGAUAAUCAACAGCAAUGAUAACAGUCGUUCUACCACACCUAUUGCUGACAUUAAGCGUUUGUUAUCCAACGAUCAAUUGGAGGUGUUUAGAAAUUCUGCUUUUGGUAAAUUUAUAGACCUACCUCAUUAUAAGAUUCAGAAUCAACUUGUCAAUUUGAUUUCAUUACGAGAAGUACACCAACCGAGGUUGGAUGAAAUGUGGUUUGACUUUGGUGGGAAGAUCAUGAGAUUUGGGGUUGAGGAGUUCGCUGUGAUAAGUGGUCUAAAUUGUAAUGGCUUAUGUAAAAAGCUUUGUUAUCCCCCCGUCCCUGAUGGUCUUUUUGACAGAUAUUUCGCCAAUGUUGGCUUGAACCGUCAAUCUAUUAAAUGUCUAUUUCUUAAUAGAGCGUGGAUAAAUGACCAUGAUGGAGUGAAACUGGCCAAGCUUCACUUGCUCGCGAAUUUUCUCAUGGGUGCUCAGGAUAAUCUUUUGUUUGAUAGGUGUUUCUUAGAUAUUCUUGAUAGCCAAGAUUGUGAUAACUAUCCGUGGGGUAAAGAGGUGUACGACUACACCCUUGAUUAUCUAAAGAUGUCGUCUCGUAACAAGGAGUCUUUGCUUCAGAAAUUAGAUGGCACUGAAAAAAGAGUGUGGUUUUAUGAGGUGUGUGAUAGCACAGAUGGAGUCAUAUGUACCCGUCUUUCAGUUCCUAACGUGCCCCGGAUGUUAAAUUGGGAGGCACACAUGAGAUGUGGUAGACGACUCAUCCAGAGGGUUUUCUUGACCUUGCCAUCAGAUAAGCUGGACGGUUUUUUUGUCGAAAGGAACGAGUUCAUCCGUAAUGAAUCUCAAAGUACUCCUACAUUCUCUGUUCCUGGUGCAACUGAGUCUCCUUUUAUAGGACGUUUAAACGAGUUGUCUUCAAACCAAGUGAAGAUUAUGAAUGAUUUGGAUGAUUUGAAGAAGUUGUUUACUGACUUUUCGACUAAAGUGAUGCAUGAGAUACUCAGUCUUAAAGAAACAAUGGUGCAUGAAGAAAGUGGUAAACAACAAGAUCUCCCCCAUGAUGUGGAUAACCAAGAUAUUUCUCGAACGGGAUUAAAUGAUGGAGAAGGUGCUAAGCCCAACGAUGUUCCAGAAAGUAGUCGUCAUCAAGAAAACGUUGGGAUCCACAAGGAAGUUGAUGCUGAAGAUUUUGUACAAGGGAAUGGUGAACAUAAUGUAGAUUUCGAUGUUGAUGGUUUCCCUGUUUUGACCCCGCAAAUGAUGGAUGAGAUUGAUAGGACGACCGAGGGAAAAUUAAAAAGCAUGCUAACUGCCAACAAAAAUGACACUCCUGGUGUUAUUGGAGGUCUUGAUAUUGGUAUACAGGGUAACCAAAAUGUGGAUGAUCUUGUGUCGGUGGUCGACAUCCCAUUUAAGAAAAUCAAACGUGUAAAAAAAAGACAAGUUAUUUGUAAGUCAUGCCCUUUUGACACUGAUUUUUGGGACACGAUGCGGUUUGAUUUAACUUCGGAUCUCGUUGAGUGGUUGAAAGUGGGUAAACUUAAGAAUCGGCGUAAGAAAAAGGAAGGGUUCGUGUACUAUGACAAGAAGAACACAACCUUAAGCCCCCCAUUUGAUUUUAAUGUUGACGUGGUUUCGGAUAAGAAUUGGUUCUUCACCUUGUAUGAAUCCAAUUGUUUCCUUGAUGGUAGUAAAUUUACUACCACUGAUAAUUUUUUCGACCAGCAGAUGAAAUCACUAUAUUCUUUAUACAUUGUUAACUCAUGUGAGCCCCGGAUUUGUACGAUCGAUAGUGUCAUUGUCGACUACAUGUUUGGAUUCAAAAUUCUGUGCGGGGAGUCAUGGCUCGAUGUUGAUUACGUACUCUUUCCGAUUCAUGUUGAGUUAGAAGGUGUUGGCCAUUGGAUAUUAGGGAGGUUGUCGUUCGCAACUAGAACGUUGAUGAUUUAUAACUCCUGUCGAUCGACUGAUUUUGACCAGGUUGUGCUAGAGAGUGUCAAGCGAUAUUCCAUAUUGAUCCCCAUAUUUCUUGCUAUGGUAAAAUUUGUCUCUAGACGUGCUGACAUAAAGAAAAACAUUGGUCCAUACUCGGGAAAGGCAGAGAAUGAUCCUCUUGAUGUCAUUUUCGUGGAAGAUUUGCCCCAGCAGCUAUUCUGUGAUUGUGGCGUAUUCGUUGCUUCGUUUGCGGAGUAUAUUGUUUCUAAUGAGCCCAUCAAUGCUGCUACGUUUGACGUUGAUAUCGAGCGGUCAAGGUUUUCAUACCUAUUGUACACACAUGGAAAAAUGAAGCAGGAAAAAGAUUCCGAGAGUGAAGAUGAUUCGCCUGGUCCGUUGCCGGCAAAUUAUCGAAGCUAUGUAGACAAACUAAACCCUGGUGUUUCUCCUUUUGGGCAUGGUGUGUUAUGGAAUAUGUUGGACAUGUUUUGA